Molecule: messenger RNA, 8196 nt
Organism: Dermochelys coriacea (leatherback sea turtle)
Lineage: Eukaryota; Metazoa; Chordata; Testudines; Dermochelyidae
Gene: PITRM1
Product: pitrilysin metallopeptidase 1
Exons: 24
Coding region: 102-2747 (881 amino acids)
Biological process (GO): protein processing
Cellular component (GO): mitochondrial matrix
Molecular function (GO): metal ion binding
Source: RefSeq, a predicted model, not a curated record
GCCCGGGGCGGGGCGGGUCUCGGUCGCAGGCAGCGGCAGGCCCGGACACGGCCCGGCCUGGCGCCUCGGUCGGGUUCCUGCGCCGGGGGACGGGCUGAGCCAUGUGGGGCCGCUACCCGGCGGCGCGGCGGCGGCUGCUGAUGCUGAGCCUCAGCCGGACUUUGAAUCAAAAGUCAUGGAGGUGGAAGAGUGGGCCUGCAAAUGAAAGAGCACUACAAUACAAGAUAGGAGAGCAAAUCCAUGGGUUCACUGUAAACCAGGUAACAGCUGUUCCUGAGCUAUUCCUAACUGCAGUGAAGCUUAGUCAUGAGAGCACAGGAGCCAAAUAUUUACAUGUGGCGCGUGAGGACUCCAAUAAUCUAUUCAGUGUACAAUUUCGUACCACCCCGUUGGACAGUACUGGUGUUCCACAUAUCCUUGAACACACCGUGCUUUGUGGUUCUCAGAAGUAUCCUUGCAGAGAUCCUUUCUUUAAAAUGUUAAACAGAUCACUGUCCACUUUCAUGAAUGCAUUCACAGCCAGUGAUUACACACUCUACCCAUUUUCAACACAAAAUCCAAAGGAUUUUCAGAAUCUCCUGUCCGUGUAUUUGGAUGCUGCUUUUUUCCCAUGUUUGCGACAACUAGAUUUCUGGCAAGAAGGUUGGAGGCUAGAGCACGAGAAUCCAACUGAUCCUCAGACACCACUAGUCUUCAAAGGAAUUGUUUUUAAUGAAAUGAAAGGGGCAUUUACAGACAAUGAGAGGUUAUUCUCACAACACCUACAGAAUAAACUCCUUCCUGAUCACACUUAUGCUGUAAUAUCUGGUGGAGACCCAUUAAGUAUUCCUGACCUUACAUGGGAACAGCUUAAACAGUUCCAUGCCACUCAUUAUCAUCCAAGCAAUGCUAGGUUCUUCACUUAUGGUAACUUCCCAUUGGAGCAGCAUUUGAAACAAAUUCAUGAAGAAGCGCUGACUAAGUUUCAUAGAAUUGAACCAAAUACCGCCAUCCCAGUACAGCAACUCUGGGAUAAGCCUAGAGAGCAUCAUGUGAAAUGUGGCUCAGAUUCAUUUGCUGCAGACCCUACAAAGCAGACAACUAUCAGUGUCAGCUUCCUGUUGACAGACAUUACAGAUACUUUUGAAACUUUCACGCUUAACCUGUUGUCUUCCCUGUUGGUUGGUGGACCUAAUUCUCCCUUCUACAAAGCCUUACUUGAGGCCAAUCUUGGUACAGACUUUUCUCCUGAUGUUGGGUUUAAUGGCUGCACGCAAGAGGCUUACUUCAGUGUAGGCCUGCAGGGAAUUGCUGAGAAAGACAUAGAAACAGUCAAACAAAUUACUGCUAGAACAAUAGAUGAAGUUAUUGAGAAAGGAUUUGAGGAAGAGAGGAUUGAAGCCCUACUUCACAAAAUUGAAAUCCAGAUGAAGCAUCAGUCUACAAGUUUUGGACUUGCCCUGACAUCAUACAUAGCCUCCUGCUGGAAUCAUGAAGGAGACCCUGUGGAACUUUUGAAGAUUGCAAGCAAAGUGACUCAGUUCAGGCAGCACCUCAAGGAAAACCCAACAUUUCUUCAAGAAAAAGUUAAACAGUAUUUUAAGGAUAAUCCACAUAGAUUGACUCUGUCGAUGAGUCCAGAUGAAAGCUACUAUGAAAAACAAGCAAAAUUGGAAGCCGAAAAACUGAAACAAAAGGUUAAUGUUCUUUCUGAAGAAGAGAAGAAACAAACGUAUGAAAAAGGUUUGGAAUUAAUUGCUCUUCAAAGCAAACCUCAGGAUACCUCCUGUCUCCCGGCUCUAAAAGUAUCUGAUAUUGAGCCCACAAUCCCAUUCACUGAGCUGGAGAUGGCAUUUGCAGCUGAUGAAAUCCCUGUCCAAUACUGUUCUCAGCCAACCAAUGGGAUGGUAUAUUUCAGAGCUGUUUCCAGCUUGAAUACACUUCCAGAGGAGCUCAAACCAUACGUGCCACUGUUCUGCAGUGUCAUUACUAAAAUGGGCUGUGGAGCCCUAGGUUACAGAGAGCAAGCCCAGCAAAUGGAGCUAAAAACAGGUGGCAUGUCUGUCAGCCCACACAUCAUUCCAGAUGAUUCACAUCUGGAUGCAUAUGAACAGGGUGUGCUCUUUUCUUCUCUUUGCCUGGAUAGAAAUCUGCCAGACAUGAUGCACUUGUGGAGUGAAAUCUUUAACAACCCACACUUUGAAGAAGAGGAGCAUUUUAGAGUACUGGUUAAGAUGACUGCACAAGAGCUAUCAAAUGGCAUUCCUGAUUCUGGGCAUUUAUAUGCAUCUGUUCGAGCUAGCAAAACCCUUACGCCUGCUGGAGAGUUGCAAGAAAUGUUUAAUGGCAUGGAUCAGGUGAAACUGAUUAAGCGAAUUGCAGAAAUGUCUGAUAUUAAACCAGUACUGCGCAAACUACCACGCAUUAAGAAAUAUUUAUUAAACAGUGAUAACAUGAGAUGUUCAGUGAAUGCUACACCUCAACAGAUUUCACAAGCAUCAAAAGAAGUAGAAAACUUUUUAAAGGGCAUCACUAGAAGCAAAAAAGAGAGAAAACCUGUCCGCCCCCAUGUGAUUGAGAAGUCUCCAGUGUCCGUGCCUGUUGGAAGGGAAAGGCUUAAUUGUUCACAAAUCACAAGAAAACUAAUUACUGAGCCUACCUUCAAACCAUGUCAGAUGAAGACACAUUUUCUACUUCCCUUUCCAGUGAAUUAUGUUGGAGAAUGCAUUCGAACUGUUCCCUACACAGCUUCUGAUUAUGCAAGGUAGGUGCGCAUGCACGCCAAGCUCCCGAGUCCAGAAAUUCUAACAAGCAGUGUCCGUUGGCCCAAGCAUGCACAGAAGUUCACCUUGUGCGUCAGACCCAGGACAUAACAGGUAGUGUGAGUCAACACCUCUCCAGUUCCUUCUUGCUGCUGCAUGGCCUGAGUUGGAAUCCCUGUGUCCACAUAUUUCUCUAGCUUUUAUACUUGUACUCUGUAAAUACAUUUCUAAACAGGGUAUAGUUUAUAUUAGCAUAGUUAGCUAUUAAUAUAGGUAAGGUUUUUCCCCUCCAAACCAGGGACUCCCUCCCUGUGGUCUGGGACUGUGCUUUAAAGUCCUAGGGUUCAAGAACCAUUUCCCCUGCCCUUGUUCCUUUUCCAUGAAUGACAAUCACCAACCCUGUCUCUAUUGUUUGGAUGAGACAUGUAUUGAUGCAAAGUGCAGCAUCUGUCAUGCUUUUCUGCUGCAAACUUGCAAAGCUUGUGAACUUUGAUUAAGAAAACACCUUAUGGAGAAGGAUGGGGCCUUCCUCUGAUCCAGGCCAGGGAGACCCCCCCCCCCCGCCAUACAUUUGCCCCAUCAGAUGAGCAACACCCCUCCGACCACAAGCUUAAGAGUGGAAUCUAAGCUGCUUAGCCCAAGAAUUCUUCUUCCUGGGUUUCCCAUGAGACUAAGGGUAUGUCUGCACUACCUGCGCUCUCCCGUCGCCUCCUGUACUCCACCGCUGCGAGAGGCGCAGGCAGAAUCGACUGGGCAGCGGCAGCUGUCUACUCACCAUAGUGAAGACACCGUGGUGAGUAGGUCUAAGUACGUUGACUAAAGCUAUAUUAUUCACAUAGGUGAAGUUCUGUAACUUAGAUCGAUUUCCCCCCUUAGUGUAGAACAGGGCUGAGGAAUACUCUCUUAUGCUUGUAAGGACAGAUGCCCUUCUGGAUCUGCCUAUGAAGGGAAGGAAUACCUUCCUGAGCCCAUCCAGGCUGGGUGAGCAUUUGCGUGCAAAUCUGAUGGGUCCAGGACCACCAAAGACCCACAGAUUGGUGGGUAAAGUAUGCAAAAAGGAGCUGUUGGUACCAUUGGUAGCUCCAGUUCCAAAACACAAGGACUGACACCCACUGGCUCAAUCCAGAAGUGCUGGGCCUCAUUGUUCCUCAGUACUGUCCCAUCAUCCUCAGGACCACUUGGCUACAACUCCCUGGGACAAGUAAGAACCAUCAGUCCUGACUGUUGGAAUGCUUCAAGCACUAAGUCUUAUGGACACUUUUAUACUACACUCUCUUACGCUCAGUCUUUUCUCUUCUCUGGCCUGGUGCUUAUGAGGGACAGUGCCACAGUAGAGGACAAAGCUAGGUUUUGAUGUCACUGGAGCCAUCCCUUCUCCAACUCUCCGGUAUUGUUGGUUCUCCGGUAGUGAAGUGAGAGCAGUUGUCGGACUUGGAUAGAUAGGACGCUCUUGCUGUUCUGUCAUCUCCUUGUAGAGAGCUGAGCCAUGAUAGACAGUCAAGGAGAUCUGAGCACCAUCUUCCCAGUUCUGACUUCCCUAGGGAUCACUGGUACACAAUGCCAUGGUCUCCACACCACGUGCAGUUGAUCCUGCCUUUUUGGCCUUAUUGGGGGCCCUUGCAUUCCUGUGGAAGAUGCCCUGAUCUCUCCACAAAUCCUGCGACAACUCUCCUACGUGGCACCACUAGAUCCGUUGGAGUACGAGAAGGAGGACAUAGGCUCGGAUGUGCAGAUAUCGACGGGAAACUCAUUUUUGUCUCCAGAUGAAGCCGUCACUCGAUCCUCACUAUCUCCACUGAAUGACCAUAGGCAAUACCAGGAGCUAUUUCAUACAAUUGCCAGUGACCUCCAGACACCACUGGAGGAGGUCCAGGAUUCCCAGCAUCCGGUCAAAGCAAGGUGGUGCUCCUGAUUAACAAGGCAGUCAUGGAGCCAGCCAGAGUAGUCUGGCACACUCCAAACUCAUGCAUCCCCACAUCUAAGAGGGCUGAGAGAUGCUAUUAUGUUCCUGCCAGAGGGGCUAAAUUUCUCUUCUCCCACCCAGCGCACAACUCCCUUGUAGCCCUAGAGAGAGCAAAGUCACAGCAUCCCAAGACCACACAGGCUGACAGGGCUCAAAGAGAUCAGACCUUAUGGGGAAAACGGUCUUAUCUUCUAUGAGCUUACAAUUCUGUAUUGCUAACUAUCAGGCCUCAUUAGUGAAAUAGGAUUUUAAGGACAAUCUUCCCUCUGAUGACAGAUCCCAGUUUGUCUCUCUUAGAGGAGGGCAAAUUAGUGGCUAAGACUUCCUUUCAAGCUGCGGUAGAUGCAGCUGACACUGCAUCCAGAGACUUAACCACUGGCAUAGUCAUGAAGCAUGAGUCUUCGCUUCACUGCUCACAGCUUCCCAAGGGGGUCCAGAACACCAAACAGGACCUGCCUUUCGAUGAGUUGAGUUUGUUUACUGAGAAAAUGGGCACAUCCCUACACUUGUAGAAAGACUUGGAUGACUCUACACUCCCUGGGCGUUUACACCCCACUCCCGUGGGCAAUGCACCAGAGGCGGGGAUAUAGACCAAGGCUGCCCCCUCCACAGUCAACGCUCAGCCUCCCCAUAAAUGAUAGGAUUCAGAGACCUUGAUAUUCAGCCACCUCUACUACCAUGACCUCUGCCCAUUCUCAGUCACCUGCCAAGGGCUACUUUUGAUGCAUAGUUGAGAUCCAUCUACCACUGUUGAUGCCAGUCACUUCUACCCCCAUGAUCUUUGAGGGCCACCUCAUGCUUUUCAUCCACAAUUAGGAUUCCAUCAUGACAGACAGUUGAGUCCUAGAAAUUAUACAUCAAGGAUACUCCAUAGAGUUUCUCCCUUCCUCCCCCCACACAAGUCCCUCUUCAAGGAUCACUCUUACAAGGUGAUUCUUUGCCAGGCAUCCCUCCUCCUACGAGGGACAAUAGAGCAGUACCACCUCAGUGUCAAGGAAAAGGGAUUCUAUUUCCCUUACUUCUAAGGCCCCUGAAAAGAUGAAGGGUGGAGACCCAUUCUGGACCUUCAAUGGCUGAAUAUUUUUAUUCAAAAGUCAAAUUUCAGCACAGGAGGGAAUGUGGUUCGUGGCUCUCAACAUGAAGAAUCCUGUCUCACAAAAAGUUCCUUCGUUUCUAGUGGAGCGAGAGCAUUUCCAGUUCAGACUUCAGACUGAUGAUCGCACCCAAAGUAUUCAUAGAAGUCUUCUCUAUGGUGGCAGCCCAAUUGAGACAGGAUUACAUACGGGUUUUCCUGUAUCUCAGUGCCUGGGUCCUGUAGGUGGAUCUGGCCCAGAGGUCUGUUUGCAACUUUGUUCCUGCAGCAGCUGUUAGCAGCAGUAGGAGUCUGUGUAAAUGAAGAAAAGACUAUUUUAACACCCACACAGAUAAACUUUAUCAGAAUGACACUAGACUCCACUACAGCAAGAGCUUUCCUCCUCACGAAAAUAUUUCAGCUAAUGAGUUAUCUGAUAGUACAGAUUACUCACAGACCAAGAACUACACUCAGGAUGUGCCUUUUUCUCCUGGGCCACAUGGCCUCAUGCACUUAUGUGACCCAUUCCCCCAGGUUUCAUAUAUGCUGCCUACAAACCUUGCUCUGUUCAGUCUACUCAUCAGAAAAGGAUCGCAUUAACACCAGCGUAACUAUUCCCACCAGAGUCAUCGUCGAACCCAGAUGAAGUGAGAGCAGAGGCGACAUGUGAGACGGUACGUAAGUCACGUGUCCCGCAGAUUUCUGCCAAGAUUUGUCAGUCUCGCUUGGUCACCUGGCACGGCCAGGCCUUGUCCCUGCGUGGCAGCUGCCAGAGCCGAUGAGCUGUGAGCUGCACACCGUGGGGAAAGGUAGGAGCAACAGCUGGGAGCUCCUGGGGGGGCCUGGUACUUUCCGGGUAGGGAGACAGGGUAAGCGGGAGACCUGCCUGGGAGGGGGCAUGACUCAAACUGUUCUGGGGGUGGCCGUACAUUUAAAUUGUAACCCCUGCACUAUCAGCAGGUACAGGUCGUCUCUGAGUGAGAGUGGGCUUUCCCUUUGUCGCUCCCACCUUCACAGUCACCAUUGUAACAGACUCAUCCCUUUUGGGUCAGGGUGUUCACCUAAACAACACAGUGUCAUCCUUUCUGCAGUAGAUGGGCAUUCUAUCUUUAUAGACCCUAUAGCGCUGAGGCUUAUGAAAGGCCUAGUUAGAACCUUUCUGCUAAUCAUCAAACCUACGGCUCAGAGGGACCUCAGUCUCAUACUGUCAGCACUCACUGGGCUGCCAUUUGAACCCUUGGCAACAUGUUUAACCUGUCAUAUUAUUAGUGGUUAUUACCUCAGCCAGAAGGAUGGGCAAGAUGGGAGCCCUCAUGGCAGACCAACUGUAUACUGUUUUUCACAAGGAAAAGGUCUUUCUUUGAUUGAAUCCUUAAUUUCUCCCCAAGGUUAUUUUGGAAUUUCAUGUCAACCAAGCUAUCCAAUUACCUGUUUUUCUUCCAAAAACGCCAUACCUCUGUUAAGGAAGCUUCAGUCCCUUGACAUCAUACGCACCUUAGCAUUCUACCCGCACAGGUCAAAUCUAUCAGGAAGUCUCCUAGGCUCUUUCUUACAAAGAGUUCACGAGGACAAACUCUAUCUUCUAAGAGGAUCUCUAAAUGGGUUUGUGGCAUCAUUGUGUGCUAUCAAUUGAUACAUAUCCCUCCAUCUGACAGGGUAAGGGCACUUUCCACCAGAGCACAAGCUGCCUCUGCAACAUCACUGCACAAAGUACCAUCUCUGGAUGUGUCCAGGGUGGCUAGCUAGAGUUAAACAUUGCAUGCUAGUUCAAGCCUCUGCUGCGGACACAGCAGUGGAAACUGCAAUAGUUCAAGCAUCCUUGCACCCCGCCUCCAGUCUGAAUACUGCUUGUCAGUCAUCCACAUGUGGAAUACACACAGGGACCAGCACUUGAAGAAAUGCAACUGGAAGUUCUUUGAGGUAUGUGGUCCCAAUCUAUAUUCCAGUAUCCACCCUCUGUCUCUUCGGAUCUUUUUGGAUUCGUAAGAAGAGGAACUGGAGAGCCAUUGGCCUGCAUUGCCUUUUAUGUCCUCGGUCUGGAGCAUGAGAUGAACUACUGCGCGUGUGCGGGCCAGUGGACGCUGCUUGUUAGAAUUUCCAGAGUUGGAUGCAUGGCAUGCAUGCGCACCAAUUUGUGGAAUACACAUAGGAAUUGCCUAUUUCAAAGAACUUCUACCACAGGUAAGUAACCUCCAUAUAUUUUGAACCACAUUCAUGAGAAAUCCUCUAGAAGGCAGUAUUUGCACAGCUGUUAAUCUAAUUGUGUUUAAAUAAUUGCCUAAAAAUAUCACCUGCUUGUGUUCUAACAAGUUCUGUAAGGGAGGGUGGAGUCACUGGAUCAAAAUCUACUGUUUCUGCUCGACUCCUGCUGAAGUCUUUUUACAAGGACAGAAUUUGCCACGUUGUUAGAAUUUGGGUAC